AUACAGUUGCCUGUCGUUUUCCGACGUUUGGAGUUUUAUUCCAGAAAAAGAUUUUGUCACAAACUAUUUCCUUUAUUUUCCGAGCAGAGCGAAGUUCCCAAUAACUUGCAUCACAGUAAGAGGUCGGACCGCAGUGCAGGUCGAUCCUUUCAGAUAACCUGAUUUUGACAUGUCGAUGGCUCUCUUUGUUGCGAAAUAAUGGAGCAGUAUCGGACGCGGUUUGAUAAGAUGACAGAUGAGAGGAUUUCACGGUGCAUGUGCUGUUUGUUUUGGUGCACUAUUUGAAUUGUUGAAUCAGGAAUAAAUUGUAACGAAAAGAAGGGGGCGGUCAGCAAACGUAUCCGAUAACGUGUGUUAUUGAUGUAUUUGAAAUGAAUACAUUACUAUGUACGCGCUUCAACGAAACAGGUGGUGAUGCUGAACAGUUCAUCUGAAGGAACCAGCCAAAAUGGAUAUGUGAAAAAAUCACCAUUUGCAUUUAUUUCAAAUUUAUUUAAAAGAAAGAAAAAUCGUGGUUCAAGAAAUGAUGUGAAGUUCAAGGACUGUGCUUUCGGGGCAAUGGAAGGUGGAUCAGGAUGUCCAUCAACUUCCCCAAAGUACAAAAAUACUAACUAUGUACCAAGAGUACCAUCAACCCUCUCUGUAAAUGCUGUGGAUGUCAUGGUACAAACAACAUGCUGCCCCUCUUCACCAACUGUUUCCACAAUCACUCUUACCCCUGGUCGUACAAGGGAUAUAGACCAAGACAUGGCUGCCCUCAGGCUCUCGCGACAAGAUAAUCCUUUCUUGCAGGUACUUGCCAGCAGAGAAAGUUUGGUGGAUAGUGUAGAAGAAUCAGAAUCUGAUGAUGCUAACUUAAUGUCACAGGAGUUUCCAGCAGACUUGGAUGUAGAUCCUCUAACAUUGCCAGAAAUUCAUGAACACAUGAUACGUAGCCCUCCACCAGUGUCCUGGCCAAAGUCACCUAAUUUUAAAGUCUUUCGCUUCCCCUUGCAGUCAAGUGAUGAUGAAUCUAGUCAGGACAGUUUAACACACAAUGGGAAGAAAACUCCAUUGAAAUUGAUCUCACCUCGUCAUUCAAGGGGGCAUUCAAGUGAUUGCCUCAAAGAAUUGUCUGCAGAAGCACUAAGUUCCUGUCAAGUUCCGACUCCAACUAAGUUGGGAUCUUCACCUCAUCAACACCGUUCCUCCAGUGAAACACGUGAACGUAGCCCAAAACCUUUCCUGUUGCUCAAUCCUGAAGUGCGUCGGUUGAGUACAAGAAGCUCUGAUGACAACGUUCAACUAGUUUCAAAGAAUGACGAGUAUGAAAGACGCUCUGAUAUGGACAUAACCCCUAAUUUACCGCUCCUAUUAGCAAAGCGAUCAUCAUAAUGUUACAAGAGCAUCAUAUGUUCAUCAAUUAGAAUAGUUUCAAUACCCACUAGUCAUUAAUCGAAUAAUCGAAGCCCAUUCUCUGAUACAUUGAUUUGCAUUGACAUUUUGUUAAUGUUUUCUGUAAUUGAUGUACGUAUUUUAUAUUGUACCUGUGAGUAAUUAUUCACCAAAAUGUGACCAUUUACUAUGAACAGUUGUGUUAUCUUACCUUAGGAUCUUGUUGCAUAAGUGUGCUCCCUCUUUUUUUUUAAAAAAAAUAUGUAAUUACUAUAUAGGUAGUUUCUUUAUCAUUGUUAGUGAUCUCAAUAUUUAUAAAAGAUAGUGAACGUAAUACCAAUGAAUGAGCAUUUGAACGAUGUGCUCCACUGUGUUGGAUUCUAGUCAUAUAUUACAUGACUGUAUGUUUCCUAAAACCAAAACUAUAUUCACAGUCAUAUUUGAACCACCCUCAAAAUUUACAUAAUUAUUUCAUGAUCUGGGGAAUGGGGGUGGUGGGAAGAAUUAAGAUACUGUAUAUUUAUACUUAAUACAGUUUUAAGGACAGUUUGUAUUGAAGUAUUGGUUAAUUUCUUUUUUAAGACAGUUGUUAGUUGUAUCAUUUAGUUAGAACCACUAUAUUUUUUUUGGAAUGUGGAAUAAUGUUGGAUUACCUUUCCUGUUCAAGGUGUGUUACAGUUGUCCUUUGCAUAUACUUUAGCAAAGACAGUUUCAUUUGUCCUUAUUUUUGCAAUAUCACACACA
Molecule: messenger RNA, 2118 nt
Organism: Schistocerca nitens (vagrant locust)
Lineage: Eukaryota; Metazoa; Arthropoda; Insecta; Orthoptera; Acrididae
Exons: 7
Coding region: 415-1374 (319 amino acids)
Source: RefSeq, a predicted model, not a curated record